AUGUGCCUCCCGGAUUUCCUACCGGUGCAUCCGGGACGGACGUCGCCGGAACCGGAGCAUCAAGAUGAACAGAUGCAACAGAUCAUGGCCGAGUUGGAACGGACCAGAAGCGAGCUAUUCGCGGAGAGGUCUCGUCGGUGUCGCGUGGAGGAGGAGUUGGCGCUGGCGCGCGCGGCCGCCGCGCAGCUCCGCGCCGACGCGCACGUACUCGCGCAGCGACGCGCGCACGAACUCGACCGCGCCGGACCGGCCAGUGAGCCUGCCAGUCGGACGACAGACUCGGAAGCCACUAUAGCUAGAUUGAAGAAUCAAAUUAAGAAAUUAAAGGAGGAGCUGUCAGCGAGCGAGUCGGAGGCGCGGUCCCUGCGCGGCACGCAGGCGGGCGCCGCCGCCGCGCUGCGCCGCGCCACCGGACUCGCGGAGACCUCGCUACGAGAGCUCCUGUCCGGACUAGACCAGCUAAAGACACUCAGUUCUUCCCUGGACCCGACAUGA
This is a messenger RNA of Spodoptera littoralis (African cotton leafworm), 495 nucleotides long. The record is from the annotation of a GenBank genome assembly. Lineage: Eukaryota; Metazoa; Arthropoda; Insecta; Lepidoptera; Noctuidae.